This is a messenger RNA of Drosophila obscura, 4757 nucleotides long. RefSeq lists its product as uncharacterized. The transcript is spliced from 8 exons. The record is from RefSeq and is a predicted model, not a curated record. Gene Ontology annotation, molecular function: nucleic acid binding; 3'-5' exonuclease activity. Gene Ontology annotation, biological process: nucleobase-containing compound metabolic process. Bases 750 to 3854 code for a protein of 1034 amino acids. Lineage: Eukaryota; Metazoa; Arthropoda; Insecta; Diptera; Drosophilidae.
CGGUCACACUGUGCUCCACCUCCGCGUUCGCGCUGUUGUCAUCGCUGCUCUGCUGCUCCAAAAAAGCCCCCAAGCCUCUUUUGACCACGCAAACGGUGUGUUUUUUGCCUUUAAUUUGCGCGGAGUUGGCCAAACUCCGGUGACAGUGGUGUCCGCUGUUGGCAGUGCCUUAAAGAAGUGCAACAAGUGGUUAUACACGCUUUUUACAACGUUCCCCAGUGCCUUACACCGACAACCCACUCACACCAAUAUAAUUCUACCUGCCCAGCUAAUCGUGUGGUGUGUGUUUGAAAAACAACAAAAACAACAACAAGUUGCUGCUUUCGUCGCAGUUUCCGAGAGUGUGUGUCUGUUAAUAACGCCAAAAAAAAUGUUAAUUAAUGCUUUAUUCAAUUAACAAAAGCCCUGCGAGUCGAUCAAAAGAGUGAGCGUGAGCGAGACAGAGCUAGAGAUAGAGAUCUGAUCAGAUCAGAUCUUUGAGAAAAUCCCCAACGCGAGGAUCUGUAUCGCGUAUAACCCAUAAGUCUGGUUUAUAAAUAUAGAUUACAAGUGCACUUAAGCAAAUAAGAAACCAACAAUAAUUAACUGAACAAAUAAAACGCCAACAGCUACAGAUAAGCAACGCAACUCAACUGAACUCAACGCUACGUGACGUACUAUAUUUGCUUAUCACUAAUUCAGGAGAUAGCCACAGACCCACCGACUAGCGACCACCGAGCCCAGACAGGACAGGACCCAGGCGAGCGACAAUGGAGUCCAUGGAGUACGAGAUGGCACGCAAUAUGACGCUGCUGUUCUUCCUGGAGCGCCUCCUCGACAAGGGGGAGCCCCGCACCGUGCACGAUCUGUCGUGUCAGUUCGGCAACAAGGAGUUCACCAAGGAGAUGCGGCAAAUUGCCGGCGGCAGUCAAUCGGGUCUGAAGAAAUUUCUCGCCCAAUACCCAUCAAUAUUCCUGGUGGAUGGCGACUAUGUGCAGGUGAAUGCCUAUCAGCACAGCAAUGCGGACGACGGAGGUGGCGGCGGCAAGCGCGACUACAUUCAAGAGGCUAAAGACUACUUCAAGAACAAGAUGCUGCAGUAUGGGGCCGCGGCAGAGGUGCCAGUGCGGAGUCUGCUCGGCCAUCGGUCGCAGGCCUCGCCCCAAGUGCGUCACAUAUCAGGUCAACAUAUCAAGGAGUUUACGGACUUUCUGACCAAGCACACGGACACGUUCAAGGUGAUCGAUGACUUUGUGAUGCUGGUGGGCUGCGAGAAUAUGACUGAUCUGCCGGCCAGGGAUCGGCUCCAUCUGCCGCAGUCGAACAUCGAUACGCGCGGCACCCAGCAGAUGCUCGACUUCUUUGCCCAGUGCAUCGAGAUCAAGGGGCCGCUGCUGGUGGACCAGCUGUUCCAUUUGCUGACCACCAACUUUCCGGAGGAUCAGUGGCUGCGCAUGUUCAAGACGCCGGGCGACCUGAGCUCCUUCCUGAAGCUCUUCGGCGACUGCUUUCACAUACAGGCCAAUCUAGUCACGCUGCUGCAGAAGCCAAAGCUCAGUGACACGCACAUCCAGCAGGCCCAGGCCCAGACCAGGGAACAGUUUAAUGCCCUGAACAACAACAACAACAACAAUGGCAGCAAUUCGAAUCCAAUUCGCCGGGUGGAUGUGAGUGCCGGUGGCGGUGGAGGAGGUGGAGGUCCACUCAGUUCCGUGCAGCAGCGAUUGCAGUCUACGGCCCUGCGCAGCAAUGGAUAUGCCAGCAGCAACAAUAAUGCCAUUAGCAGUAGCAUCAACAACAACAAUAGCAUAGCCUCGCCCAAUUUCAAGCUGAACGCACCCGUGUCGAAUGUGAUGCAGGGCCAGGGGCCGGGGCAGCAGGGCUUUGGGCAGCCCAAGUCGGAGCCGAGCUCUGGCUUCGACAGCUAUGUGCCCAUGUCGGAGCUGAAGUUGGAGAAUCUCUGCGAGAACAACUAUCCCAGUGGGAACAUCUGCUAUGGCCCCAUCGGAGGUGGACCCACCCACAAUACCACACAGCAACAGCAACAACAGCAGCAGCCACAGCAGCCGUCGCCUGCAGCCUCAACGAAUCCCACGGAGAGGGUGAACAGCGUCAACCAAACGCUGAAGCAACGCAUAAAUACUCUGGUCAUACGCACGCUGGCGGAGAACCUGGAGAAGGACAAACAGUCGCUGGCCAACCAAAGUUCUCCGCACGCCAGUCCCCUGCAUUCCAGCAACUCCCAUCCCAAUUCCCAUUCCACAUCCAAUUCAAACUCCAACUCCAGCAAUGCCAAUGCGAGCACAGCGAACAAUCCGAAUACCACCUCCAGCUCUAGCUCCAGCGCCAGCGCCAGCGCCAACUCCAACCCAACCACCAAUGCCAAUCACUCACCUAGUCAUAGCUACUUUGUCGGCGACACGUGGAAGAUCAAGGUGCUGCAGAACACGACGGUGAUAGCCAAUGUGAAGCAGUCGGUGUUCGUCACCGACAUCCUACUCAAGUACGCGGCCAAGAACGAGGGCAUUGUGGUCUCCCUCGACUGCGAGGGCAUCAAUCUGGGGCUAAAGGGCGAGAUCACGCUAAUUGAGAUUGGAACGGCGCGGGGCGAGGCCUUCCUCUUCGAUGUCCAAUCGUGCCCCGCCAUGGUCACGGAUGGUGGACUGAAGACCGUGCUGGAGCACGAGCAGGUCAUCAAGGUCAUACACGACUGUCGGAACGAUGCGGCCAAUCUGUAUCUGCAGUUCGGCAUCCUGCUGCGCAACGUGUUUGACACACAGGCGGCGCACGCGAUCCUGCAGUACCAGGAGAACGGGAAGCAGGUCUACAAGGCCAAAUACAUAUCGCUCAACUCGCUGUGCGAACAGUACAAUGCCCCCUGCAAUCCCAUCAAGGACCAGCUGAAGCAGAUCUACAGGCGGGACCAGAAAUUCUGGGCCAAGCGGCCGCUCACCCGCGAAAUGAUGCUGUAUGCCGCUGGCGAUGUACUGGUCCUGAUUCACGAUCAGCUCUUUGGCAGUCUGGCGCGGCAGAUCAAGCCCGAGAACAGGCAGCUCUUCUCCGAGCUGUGCACCGAGCAAAUCCUCCUGCAGAUCAAGCCCAAUGAGGUGAAGAUUCGCAAGAAGCAGCGCAAGGUCAGCACCGAGGUGUCCGAUCUGAAGCUGAAGCUGGCACAGACCAGCAAGAGCAUUGUGCUCUCGAACCGUGAAAUUCGUCUGCUGCGUUACAUGGACCUGACGGAGGACGAAAAGGAGCGACUCAAGGGCUACUACAAGGUGGCCAAGAAGCUGGAGAAAAUGGAAUCUGCCGGCAACCCCAGCAAAGAUCAAAGUGACUCUGAAGACGAGGCGGAACCCAAUGAAAACGAAAUGUUUCCCAGCUUGGACUCUGUGCCAUCGGACAAUUCGCUCUCGGGCACCUUUUCGCCACGCUUCAGCUCGGAGCCACCCAGCCUGACGGAAUCCAUGCAGAUGCUGGAGGAAAUACUGCAGAACAAGUCGAUGGAUCGCAUUGCGCGCAUCGAUAAGCUGGAGGCCAUACUGACGACAGCCACCUCGUUGCCAUGCGAUCAGAUACUGGCUUCCAAUUCGAUCCAGGAACAGUUGGGCUCGAGCAUUGCGACCACAGACAAUUUGCAAAUCAUACGCGAAAAGUCCAGAAACAACAGGAAUUGCAAUUGCCAAGGCGAGCGCAGUGUCACGCCCAUUCUGCGAACGAUGGACAAGCGAGUGGUGAAGCUGGUGGAUGCCGAGUCGCAGACCCUGAGCACCGGCGACGUGGUCAUCACCAAGAUAUUCUUCCAGGACGAACAUGAGCGGUCCAAGGAGACGGCAAUGCUGAGCAAUUCGCCCACGAAGCGUGUGGCAUCCACAUAAACAACGUGUCAAUCUUCGAACAAUGAUUCCUAACAAGCAAACGAAAGCGCAGACAUAUUACGUAUUAUUAUUAUUUUGUUUUUUAACUGUUGCGAGACUAUUGCGAGGAGAAGACGACGACAAUGGCGAAGAUGGAAAAGACGGUGUCCUCAGAACCCACUAUCGACUAUGCAAUAAUAACUAUUAUGGUAUACCCAAUUGAGAAGCAAUAUAUUUUGUGCCUAAAUGUUGAACAUUGCAAUAACAAUAAUAUAUAUGUAUGAUUUACCAAUUGUAAACUAAUCGCCACCCAAAACGAAUCCCGGCGGAACGAACGAACGAAUCGCACUUCUCAGCGAGGACUCCAUCCAGCCCAGAGAGGUGGGUCGAAGGUCUGAGAAUUCGUGUUUGCAUUCGAUGAGAUAAAUGAUAGAUGAUAGAAGGAUGGAUGGAGGGAUAGGCUUCGGCUUGUUUUUCAUUAUAAACCUAAAUCAGCGCCAAACAAUCAUUGGAAAUGUAUGUGUAAAUGUGACAUAGAAAGCUUUGCGAUGUAUUAGCGAAUUGAUUAAUGAUUAUUAUUAUCUGCGUUGGACCAAUAUGUGUAUUAAAUCGAAAUGAAAUAAUUAAAAGCAAUUUUGUAGAGUUUUCCUAAUAUCUUUGUCGCCAUAUCAGAAGUGAACUUAUUGUAUUUUAACCAUAAUUAAUUCCUUUAUACACCCCAAACUAAACAUUUAUUCAACUCAAUUUUAGUUUAACCAAACAAUCUUAUUAAAUAUUAACAAAAAGCAAUUGUGUAAUCAAUCUCUAAGUAAAUACAUAAAACAUACAUAAAUGAGAAUUAAUUGUAAAGGAGAAAGCAUUAUUGAAAUUGUACGAUUAUAAAUUAUACUUCUAAUUAAAUAAAACGUGUAUAUACAACAAUAU